Molecule: messenger RNA, 450 nt
Organism: Aspergillus homomorphus CBS 101889
Lineage: Eukaryota; Fungi; Ascomycota; Eurotiomycetes; Eurotiales; Aspergillaceae
Exons: 2
Coding region: 1-450 (149 amino acids)
Source: RefSeq, a predicted model, not a curated record
AUGGGCCCCGGCACGGACAACUAUGUCGUGGGCCACGACAUCCCCCCGAUGAAAAUCGACACCGUGGAUCUCGCCUUCCCCAAAGCCAUUGAAGACACUGCGCAGAUGGACCAGUCCAAUCGGCGGCGGCUGUGUCUCCUGGCGUUCUCGCCAACCCUCUACCGGGUCCUGAACUCGCAGGGCACGAGGGGGUUCUUGGCCGACGACGUUGCAGACCAGCUGUUCGCCGAGGACCACGGGCUGACGUUUUACUUCAACUGCACGCGGCAUGAUUCGUGUUAUACGGCAUACACCGCGCGCUUACAGAAUGCGUUCUUUCUGGCCUACGAUUCCCCCAAGCUCCGCUAUAUCGCCCAUGCGCUGGAGCGUUGGGGAUAUUUUGACGUGGGGCGCCCGGUGCUCCCCCCGGCGCGGGUCAUCUUCUUCUGCACCUGGCCGUUGACACAGUAA